Molecule: messenger RNA, 1620 nt
Organism: Pseudocercospora fijiensis CIRAD86
Lineage: Eukaryota; Fungi; Ascomycota; Dothideomycetes; Mycosphaerellales; Mycosphaerellaceae
Exons: 3
Coding region: 1-1620 (539 amino acids)
Molecular function (GO): iron ion binding; oxidoreductase activity, acting on paired donors, with incorporation or reduction of molecular oxygen, reduced flavin or flavoprotein as one donor, and incorporation of one atom of oxygen; heme binding
Source: RefSeq, a predicted model, not a curated record
AUGCAGAACUACAUCCUCAUCCCUCUGCUGGGAGUAGCGCUUCUCACCCUCUACAAGAUUCUCAAUAUCAUUGUCACCAGAGUCCAGAAUGCCUCGAGAUCACGCCAGCUUGGAUGCCAGGACCCACCAAUGUUUCCCAACUGCGGCUUUCUGGGUCUCAAACAUGUCAAGCUGCUCCAGGCCGCCGAUGAGAAGAACAUGUUUCCUGACUUUCUGGAAGAAAGACAGGAUAUCAUGAACAAGGAAACUGGUCGAGUCUGCUCUACAUUCACGUCGUAUCAGCUUGGUCAGACUAUCUACUUCACAAGCGACCCCGAGAAUAUCAAAGCGAUACUGGCCACACAGUUUGCCGAUUUCGAUCUUGGCCCCAUUCGACAUGCCAUUAUGGGCGAGGUUCUCGGCGAAGGCAUUUUCGUACAAGAUGGUAAGCCGUGGGAGCAUAGCCGGGCAAUGCUGAGACCAAACUUCGCUCGAGAGCAGAUCUCAGACCUCGACAUGGAAGAACGUCACGUACAGAACCUUUUCGCUGCGCUGCCCGCACAAGAAGAUGGCUGGACCGCUUUCACAAACAUCCAGCAACUCUUCUUCCGUUUGACUAUGGAUGCUUCGACCGAACUGCUCUUCGGCGAGUCGGUGGACAGCCAGAUUUCUGAGAACCCGCAUAUCACCAAGAACAAGUCUGCUGCAAAGAGACACGACGAAGCCGCAUUUGCCAUCAAUUUCGACCAGGCACAACUCCACAUGGCCAAGAAGUUCCGCCUCGUGAACUUUCACUGGCUGCAUAACCCGAAAGAAUACCAAGUCAACAACAAAGUAGUCAACGACUUUGUCAAGUACUACGUCGACCUCGCCCUCCAGCAACCUAGCAACGAAAAGCAAGCCGAAGAAGGCGCUCAUCACGGUAAAGAAAAAUUCAUCUUCCUCGAAGCCCUCGCCAAAGAGACCCGCGACCCCGACGAACUCCGCGGCCAACUCUUGAACAUCCUCCUCGCGGGUCGCGACACCACCGCCUCCCUCCUCUCCUGGCUCUUCCACCUCCUCCUCCGCAACCCCCAUGUCUUCUCAACCCUCCGCUCCACGAUCAUCACCACCUUCGGCCCCUACCACUCCCCCACAGCCCCCAUAACCUUCUCCACCCUCAAAUCCUGCCAAUACCUCCAAUCCACCCUCUCCGAAGUCCUCCGCCUGCGAACCAUCGUCCCCGGAAACAGUCGCACCGCAAACAAACCCACCACCCUCCCCCGCGGCGGCGGCCCCGACGGCACAUCCCCCAUCUUCAUCCCCGCCGGCUCCCCAAUCGACUACAGCGUGCACGUCAUGCAUCGCAGAAAAGAUCUCUGGGGUGAGGACGCGCUGGAAUUCAAGCCUGAACGGUUCUCGGGCAGGAAAAGUGGGUGGGAGUUUUUGCCUUUUAAUGGCGGGCCGAGGAUUUGUUUGGGGCAGCAGUUUGCACUUACCGAGGCGGGGUAUGUGGUUGUGAGGGUUUUGCAGAGGUUUGAGGGGAUUGAGGGGAUUGAGGGGGAGGAGGAGGAGGGAGCGGUGCAGACGGAUUUGGGGUUGACGAGUUGUCCGAAGAGGGAGGUUAGGUUGAGGUUGAGGGUUGCGAGGGAGUAUGUAUGA